CGUUUCACGUUACGUUGUGAUAGGAUUGUGGAGUUUUAGCAUUAUCUCUGAGACAAUUUGCAUGGAGAACGUUGUAGUUUGCCUCUGUCUAGUGAAGUAAUUAUGUUAAAGAAACGACAUUUCAAAAAAUUCGAAUCUUGUAUCACGCGAAAAGCAUUUUGUUUGGGAACUGCAACUUUGACAUGUGUUUCAAUUUUAGUGAUCGAAAACAAGAAAUAAGAUUAAAAUUGAACUAAUUAAUGUAAUUAAUAAGAUGGCUACAUACGAUAAUAAGAUUUGGUUGUUAAAAAACAUACGAGAUGCAUUCAUUGCGACUGACGACACCGGUUUAUGUGAGAUCGUUAUGGCUGGAGAGGAUUUUUCGAAAGUGUUUCAAAAUAAAGCUAUUGAAGAGAAAAAGAGGAUCAGAGAGAUGAGGUUGACUCAGCCUGGACCUAGCAAAGGUAAAGAUGGAAUGGGGGACAUAUCUGAAGAGGAGGUUGGAAGGGAGAUUGUGACACAGUUUGAUCCUUACCCUGAUAUGGAUGAUAGCGAGGAUGAUGACCCGUUGUGUGGCAGCUACGUGCGCUACGAAGAGUUUGGAGGACACAGGCCAAGAUCCAACACCGCUCAAUGGCUAGACAAGAAGGAGCAGGCAUUAAAAAAGGCAGCUAAAAUAAAAGUUAUAAAAUGGGAAGAUUCAACACCACUCACAACAGACCAAUUAGCUGAGGCAUUUGCUAAAUUUGAAGUAAAAAGACCAGAGAAAAAGAAAUCUUUGUUGGCUGAACAGCUUCAGAAUUGCCCCAACUUACCUCACCGUCAAUAUUUGGAGUAUGCAAAGUUUGAUGGGACAGCACAACUGGGGCUCCCUACAAAGUCAUUCAAGAUCUUCAUGACAAUGCUUCCAGAGAAGUAUCAGAAUUAUCCCCUAGUUGUGUGUGUCAUAGCCAGUGCUAAGAUCAAGGAUUUAAUUGGUUUCACAUGCUAUAAAUACAGCAUCGAACAUCCAGACAUAACACUUGGUUCUGUGCAUGAUUACGGACUUUGUAUAGCAGAGGAUGAUGGAGAGGUUGACUGGGCAUUCCCCUGCCUUGAUGCUAAUGAGCCCUGCUCUAAAUUCGGGUUCACAUGCCUAGGGCUUGUAGAAUUGAAAAGUAAAAACGCCAUGACCCUACCUCCUUCAUCAAUACCAGAGGAUGGUAUGAGUGGAGCCUUCCAUGUGUUCUCAAAAGUUACGGAUUCGGGUCAGAGUCAUCAGAAUCCAUCCAGGCACAAUACAGGAGGCAGUUCUACAUCAGAAGCUGUUCUUAUUGCUUUGAAAGCUUUAAAUGAAGGUGGUGCAGACACAGACUUAGGCAAGAUGCAGUCACAUAUAAUGGCUACCGAGGCGCCGCAGUACAAGGCAUACAAAGUUCAGUUAUUACGGAAAGUGAGGACAAACACGUCAGUUCAACUCGGCAUCUCGCUCGACAGGAUAGAAGUGGAGCCACUAGUCACACAUAAACACGCGUUUUGGUCGAGAUCGAAGUACUUCCUACACAGCAUAGACUCGGUCGCUUGGUGCCAGAUUCUGGAGACACGGGGCAAUAGGACCACCUUCAGGAUAGUCUACUCUCCUAGUCACAAUGUUACUUACGCCGAUAGGAGUAAUACAGGUAACUCCACAAUAUUCCAGCCAAACACAACAUACAAGCUCCACGACUUCGAAUGCGAACACGACACAGCUAAAGAAAUCGUAGAGAAGGUAAACACAAUACUAGACCUUAGGAACAGUCCGUGCCGCCGCGAAUACAAGACUGCCAAAGAAAAGAAACUACAGACUAGACGAAGUUUUCACACGAAACACAUGAGUUGAGUCUCGUAGAUACUCUUGUACAGUGUAAUAUACUCCAGUUAAAGUUCCUUUAGUACAUAAAACACAAGUGAAACUGUAUACAUUAGUUUGUCUCGAAGGUCUAAAGUGCUAGGUAAACCGUAGCGUCCCUUAUAGAGGCCAUCGUCAACCGCAUCUAGUAUUUAAAAAGCUGGAAUUGAGAAAAAGUUUUGUUAGAACAUAUCUCAACUGUUUGGAAUUAUUUAGGUUUAAUGAACCAGGAAAAUUAUGUUAUAAUCUAGUCCUUUCCUGCCCUGAAUAAUUUCAAAUGACAUAUUUAUCCUCAAUGUUAUAAUGAGUGUGUUCUCAGUGGAAAUCGGCGUUGUUUCAAGAGAAUGUGUAAUUACUGGUAUAGUGUAUGCUUGAAUGGCUUAUUGAAUGCAAGGCAUCGAUUGAUAGAGGCUUCCAGCCACCAUUAUUGAGGUGAUUCUAAAUGGGCUGUUUUUGUGGUAGUAGAAUGGUUGCAAGAGUAGGUAGCCACAUCAAUAAAUGCAAGAUUACAGGGUGUAGUAAUGGUAAUUUACAUAAGAAUCUUGUACAUCUGUGGCAUGAGCAAAUUGUUGAUUGUUGGACCAUAGACUGGACUAAACAAAUUAUUAUGGUAUUAUCUGGCUGGCCAGUACUAAAUUAUCAUUUAUUUGAAAGUAUCAGUUGGUUAAUAUGCCUCUAACAUGAAUGAGAUGCUAAUGGCUGAAUCCUAUUUCUUGAUAACCAGGCUUAACCUACAUCAAAUACAAUAUCAACCACAUUGGAGUUGAAAUAUAGCCCAUUUAGAAGAACCUUUCAAAUUAAAAUUUAAAGAGAAUAAAAUUACAACUAUAUGAAUUGAUUCAUACUGUAGUGUUGAAAUGCAAGGUGAAUUAAGUAAAAAAGCACAUAAAAACUGUAAUAAAACGAUAUUUUAAAAUGAAUAUAAGUGAAUGUAAUGGAAGCUACAGUAUGAAUUGACGCAAAAUUAACAUUUUAGUAAUUUUGUAUCUAGAAACUAAGACAUUUGUAACAUCUUGAAUGUGAUGUGUAUUCAGUGUAAAUGAAUAUUGAGUUAUUAUUUUUAUCGUUUAAGUUGUAAUAACUUAUUUUCGUCCAUAUUUAAGUUACGUUAGAAUUUAUUGAAAUGGUUUAUGUCGUACAGAAACCCUGUGGGAUUCAUACAAAUAUAUUUCAAUGCAAUAUUAUGUUGAAUGUCUCACAUAGUUUUGACUGUGAUGUCUAUAUUAUUUUAAGUAAUCUUUAACGAAACUUGUAAGUUCAGUUUUUAUUGAUUUAUGUAGUGUAAUAGAUUUUAUAAUUCAACUGAACUUCAAUAUAAAAUGCCAAUUAUUAAUAAAAUGAUGAUAUUUUUCAAUGAAAUGCAAUAAUCCAGUUUACUGUACUGUCGCUCAUAUGAACAAUACUUCACUGCCCGAUUCAGCUCAAUUUUUAUCAGAAGUGAUCCAUUGUGUGCCUUACUACUUAAUAAUAAAUAAAAUAUGUAUUUGUGUAUGUUCAGAUUGAAAGAUGUAUGAUUCAAAGUAUGGAAAAUGAAUAUUUUAGCCUAUUUUAACCAGUUAAUGUAUAAGACAUAUAUACUACUUAAUUUUUCUCUUAACAUUUUGUAUACAAUGGAUUGCUUCGUAAAUUCAAAUGUACAAUAUUAAUUCUAGUAUUCUAUAAUGAAAUAAUUUAUGUUGUGAUUCUCUAUGUUGAUUUCUUUAUGAAUCGAAUUUAUAUGUAUCAUGUAUGAUGAAUGAAAUGUAAAGUUAUAAUGAAAUAAAAUUGUUAUUCAUUACAUAA
Molecule: messenger RNA, 3628 nt
Organism: Spodoptera frugiperda (fall armyworm)
Lineage: Eukaryota; Metazoa; Arthropoda; Insecta; Lepidoptera; Noctuidae
Gene: Sin1
Product: stress-activated map kinase-interacting protein 1
Exons: 6
Coding region: 254-1837 (527 amino acids)
Biological process (GO): TORC2 signaling
Cellular component (GO): cytoplasm; TORC2 complex; plasma membrane
Molecular function (GO): phosphatidylinositol-4,5-bisphosphate binding
Source: RefSeq, a predicted model, not a curated record